AUGUUUUCUCUAAUAUUGGUUGCAGAUUCUCAUCCAAGUUCAAUGCUUUUCAGCUCUGUAAUUGCUGAACAUUGCACAAGACAUGAAAAGAUUUUGCAGUUCCUCAUGUCCGGAGCAACUGAACCAGAGGGAGGCACAGUGGAUUUAGCUUUACUUUCUGAGUUGAUGGUUUUACAAUCAUUGAGAAUUGAUUCUCAGCAACAGCCAAGUCCUCUAAUCUACCCUAGUACUUACGCCCAAAAGCCUCUUUUGGACUUUGUUGGAGAUCUGAUGGGUAGUUCAAGAAUUACAAUUCACCCAGAUGGGCGAGUCUCAUUCAAUGGUACGGGGACUGAGGUUAAGGAUCUACUUUCAGUUGUUGCUGAGUUUUACUUGUCAAAAAGCUCAGCUACGUGGGAAAAGCAGUCAAUGCUUGUCCCACACUAUAGUAGGCUGGACAGCAGUGAAAUACGAGUUCUUGUUGAUGGGAAUACUUUGAAGCUUCAAGCAACAACUGUUGCUCCUUUAAAAAGCGCUGAAAAAGUCAAGGUCAAGUCACCAAAAAAGAAGAGUGGUAGAAAGGUAUGCAGAGAGCGGGAUCUCUACAAGAAGAACUACUUUCACGCAUGUGAGAACCUUAUAUCUAUAAUGGUUGACAAGAGGAGGAAGCAUUGUAAAACAGCAAUCCUUUCACUAAAAAAGUCUGGCCCAGAGCUUCCUGAGCUCCUCACUCGUUUCUCUGCCGGCAUUGCUGGGACUGGCCUGGCCGUGCUCUUCUCGGUCGUGUGUAAAUUAGCUUGUUCGAGGGUACCCUUUUGCACUACAAGACUCUUCAACACCGGAUUAGGAUUUGGGCUUUUUUG
Morus notabilis is the source of this 842-nucleotide messenger RNA. RefSeq lists its product as uncharacterized. The transcript is spliced from 3 exons. The record is from RefSeq and is a predicted model, not a curated record. NCBI's taxonomy places the organism in Eukaryota, Viridiplantae, Streptophyta, Magnoliopsida, Rosales, Moraceae. The annotation marks the transcript as partial.